CCACAUUCUUUGAUUCUUUCCCACUUUAUAAACAGGCACCCUUUCCAACGGGCCCUUCCAACAGUUGUAAGAUAGCAAAAGAAAAUGAAAGAAACUACUGAAGAAAAAGCCCGCCGUAUCCCUGAAGAAGAAGAAGCAGAACACGGCGGCGAAGGAGAGAUAUUUGGGGUAAUCUUGAGCCGGAGCCGAUCGGUUUCGGCUGCAAUUCAUUUCCAGCAAUCCGCCGUCACGAACAAGGCUGAGGAGAAUAGUAUUUUUAGCGAAAAGACGACGUCGUUCAGCAAGAGGAGAAAAUCAGUUUCAUCAGCAUCUGGUGGAGGCUAUUGCAGGAUUCAUCACCAGCAUUUCAUUAUUGGGGCAGAGCAUGGUGGUGGGGAUGUUCCUCAGCUCAAGGAUUCUCAGAAAAGAACAGAGAAGAAGAAGAAGAAAGGCAAUAGGGUUCUUACAGCGUGCAUGAGGUUACUGGGAUUUUGAUUGAAUGUUUCCAUUUAUCUCAUUUCCCAAGUGUUAAAUGUAACUAUGUAAGUUCUUUUUAUGGGUUAACUUGAAUUGUAUUAUUGUUGAUUUGUUUAGAGUUAAUACCAUGUAUAAGUUGUCUCUCUUAUUAUACAUAAAAUUUGUUCACAAAUUGUACACAGUACGUGUACACGACAACUAGGAGGUGCUUGUACAAUUUGUAUACCAAUUUUGUGUACAAAUAUAAUUUUCCUCUAUCUUUAGGAGCGCGCAUACUUCAUCCGUUCUUAAAUAAG
Cuscuta europaea is the source of this 752-nucleotide messenger RNA. The record is from the annotation of a GenBank genome assembly. NCBI's taxonomy places the organism in Eukaryota, Viridiplantae, Streptophyta, Magnoliopsida, Solanales, Convolvulaceae.